Aspergillus homomorphus CBS 101889 is the source of this 609-nucleotide messenger RNA. RefSeq names its product cyanamide hydratase. NCBI's taxonomy places the organism in Eukaryota, Fungi, Ascomycota, Eurotiomycetes, Eurotiales, Aspergillaceae. The transcript has 4 exons. The coding region runs from base 1 to 609 and encodes 202 amino acids. The record is from RefSeq and is a predicted model, not a curated record.
AUGGCUGGACUGCCAUGCCUGCCAACGCUGGUGCUAUUUUCAAGGACCAAUCCUUUAUCAAACGGGGUUGUUGCUAUAGAGCUCGACGAGAUCGAGUUCCCUUACAACGAUUCUGUGGUCGCGAAGACUCUGGAGUAUGCGAGAACUGUCCUCUACCCGGAAACCCUCAACCAUUCCAUGAGAGUCUACUACUACCAACAGUUCCCCGCGCAAGCAGCGUCGCUGAAUCCGGCUACCUGGGCCCUUACCUGUCUACUGCAUGACCUCGGCACCGGCGAAGAGAACCUCACUGCGACUCGAAUGUCCUUCGAUAUCUACGGAGGCAUCAAGGCGCUGUAUGUUUUGGAGGACUUCGGUGCGACCACGGAUCAGGCCGAGGCGGCUGCCGAGGCUAUCAUCCGACACGAGGAUAUGGGCGUGGAUGGCGCCAUCACGUAUUUUGGCCAGCUUGGCUUCAAGAAACUGGUUCAUGACACCACCCGCAGACUGAUCAAUGAGGCUCAUCCGCGACUUCAAAUGGAGGAGUUGGUCAAGCCUUGGUGCCAUUCUACUCAUCUGGUGGAUUUUGACCGCCUGAUUGAGGCUAACACGCUGAUGAAGCAGUGGUAG